AUGGAGGGGGCGAGGCAGCCAUAUUUGGGGGCGGACAUGACCACGUUGCCGGGCUACACGGGGGCCCGGAUAUCAGGCUGCUGGUCUCUGCAUUCUAAUGGAGGUAGCAGUGGCGAGGACUCUCUGGACCGCCUUCUGCCACCUGUGACCGUGCCACGCAGGAAGAGCUCCACCAUGGUCAAAUCAGAGCCUCCUCUCCUGCGCACAGGCAACCGGACCAUCUACACCGCCGGCCGCCCACCCUGGUACAACGAGCAUGGAGCCCUGUCAAAGGAGGCCUUCGUCAUAGGGCUUUGUGGGGGAAGUGCUUCAGGGAAGACCACAGUGGCCAACAAGAUCAUCGAGGCUCUAGAUGUGCCCUGGGUUGUCCUGCUGUCCAUGGACUCUUUUUACAAGGUGUUGUCCCCAGAGGAGCAGGUCCUGGCGAGCAGUAACGACUACAACUUUGACCACCCCGGGGCCUUCGACUUCCAGCUACUAGUGGCCACGCUCAGGAAGCUGAAGCAGGGCAAGAGCGUCAAGAUCCCCGUGUACGACUUCACCACGCACAGCCGGCAGAAGGACUGGAAAAACCUCUAUGGAGCCAGUGUCAUCAUCUUUGAGGGAAUCAUGUCCUUUGCCGAUAAGGAACUUUUGCAGCUCCUGGAUAUGAAGAUAUUCGUCGAUACUGACUCGGACAUCCGUCUGGUGCGGAGACUGAGGAGAGACAUUACGGAGCGGGGCCGGGACAUCGAGGGGGUCAUCAAGCAGUACAACAAGUUUGUCAAGCCGGCUUUUGAUCAGUACAUCGAGCCCACCAUGAGACUGGCUGACAUCGUUGUCCCUCGUGGUGGGGGAAACAUGGUGGCCAUAGACCUAAUUGUGCAGCAUGUUCACAGCCAACUGGAGGAGCGUGAACUCAGUGUCAGAGCUGUCCUCGCCUCAGCCCAGCAGAGCCAGCCUCUCCCCCAGACCCUCAGUGUGCUGGAGAGCAGUCCACAGGUGCGAGGCUUGCACACCAUCAUAAGGAAUAAGGAGACAAGUCGAGAUGAGUUUAUAUUCUACUCAAAGAGACUGAUGCGCCUUCUGAUAGAGCAUGCCUUGACCUUCCUGCCAUCUAAAGACUGCACAGUGCAGACGCCACAGGGUCGGGCCUAUGAAGGAAGGCGAUUCCAUGGCAAAGGGAUCACAGGUGUGUCUAUCUUGCGAGCCGGGGAAACCAUGGAGCCAGCUUUGACAGCUGUGUGUAAGGACGUCCGUAUCGGGAAGAUCCUCAUCCAGACCAACCUGGACUCAGGAGAGCCAGAGCUUCACUACCUGCGCCUGCCCAAAGACAUCAGUGAGGACCAUGUGAUUCUGAUGGAUAGCACAGUCUCCACCGGAGCAGCUGCCAUGAUGGCUGUGCGGGUCUUGUUGGACCAUGACGUACAGGAAGAAAACAUUUUUCUGGUGUCCCUGCUGAUGGCGGAGCUAGGAGUCCAUUCUGUGGCCUACGCCUUUCCCAAUGUCAAAAUCAUCACCACCGCAGUGGACAAAAGCAUAGAUGACCUUCUCCACGUCAUCCCAGGAAUAGGGGACUUUGGGGACCGAUAUUUUGGUACAGAUGGUUCAUCCGACUGGGCUGACGAUGAACACCAAGAGAUAACCUAGCUGCUGAACUAUUAUGCACAGAGGAGCUCACAAAGAGGCUGUUCUUUCCCUCAGACCUGGGACAUCUUUUGUCACAUGAAGAGAGACGGUUAGGCUACUGACAACUUAUGUACCAAGACAUACUGUUUUGCAAAUCACCUUGCACAUGAGCCUGCACCCUCACAUAUGUAUUUGUUUUUAUAAUGAAUUAUGUGUAUCUGUGAUUGAUUACCUCAUUUUCCAAAAUUUUUAGGGACUGUUUGUUAUUUAUUUUCGGGGUCUUCAGAAGAUGUUCACCCUUGGGUUUUCAAGUUUUGCAUGACCAUCUGCUAGCAAGCUUCAAAAGUUUGACGACCCUCCCGACGACUUUGUCAAAAAAAUGCAUGACACUCCUCUGCGGACAUCUUUUCACACAUUUAUUGACCAACGCUGUUAAAUUAAUGUUGGAUUCUGAUCUUGAACACCAUACUUCCCGAAAGCAGUGGACAUAUCAGUAG
This is a messenger RNA of Engraulis encrasicolus (European anchovy), 2105 nucleotides long. RefSeq names its product uridine-cytidine kinase 1-like 1a (gene uckl1a). Gene Ontology annotation, cellular component: cytoplasm. Bases 1 to 1629 code for a protein of 542 amino acids. Gene Ontology annotation, molecular function: ATP binding; kinase activity. Lineage: Eukaryota; Metazoa; Chordata; Actinopteri; Clupeiformes; Engraulidae. The record is from RefSeq and is a predicted model, not a curated record. The transcript is spliced from 15 exons.